Messenger RNA from Amphibalanus amphitrite, 4057 nucleotides. Its product is annotated as sodium bicarbonate transporter-like protein 11. The record is from RefSeq and is a predicted model, not a curated record. The coding region runs from base 116 to 1243 and encodes 375 amino acids. The transcript is spliced from 9 exons. Gene Ontology annotation, molecular function: solute:inorganic anion antiporter activity. Gene Ontology annotation, cellular component: plasma membrane; basolateral plasma membrane. Gene Ontology annotation, biological process: transmembrane transport; monoatomic anion transport; monoatomic ion homeostasis. NCBI's taxonomy places the organism in Eukaryota, Metazoa, Arthropoda, Thecostraca, Balanomorpha, Balanidae.
GUGCCAGAGGGCCCGCUGGCCCAGUGGCCCGGUGCAGGUGACGCAGGGCGGAGGUCAGCGCGCGCUCUCGCCACAGCAGUGUGCCCACCGACAGCCGUGCCAACUCACGGCCGCAAUGGGUAAAACAGCCGCCAACGGUGCACCCGAUCCGCAGGAGGCGGAGAAGGGCUCGGCCGCCCGAACGCUGGGUGCCGCACACGGAGCGCGCACGCGCACCGACAGCUGCGGAAUAUACUCCUGGCACAAAGAUGAUGGGCAAAAAGUCAACCUUAUAUUCACCAAUGACGAGAAGGUGGCGAUUAAGGACUUCCGCUCGGAGGUGCGCGCGGCAAUGGACGUGUCGCAUUUCAUCAAGGAGGCGCAGCUGCUGCUUGAUGUAGACGAGACCUCGGUGGAGGGCGUGCUGGAUCGUAUGCUGAGCGCCUUGCUGGAUCAGGAGCCGCUGGCCACCAUCGAGGAGGCCAAGGCCACCCUCUUCGUCAAAGACUCAGUGACGCAGCUGGCCAGAACCAUCCAGGGAAUGUGUCCCAGCCCGGACCGAGACGCCAACGAUUACGACCAGUCGUGGGUCGCCACCAUGUGCCAGCUACCGACGCUGCAGAGUCGACACGUGGCCGUCGCCCGUCUCAAGCAUCCCGCCAACUUUGGACGCACGGCCAAAUACGUCAAGCUGUUUGUGCUGAUUGUCGUACCUAGCAGGGAGAAGGGUACCAAGAACGCCCUGGAGACGGCGCGCACGUUCGCCACCAUCGUGGCCGAUAUGGAGCUGCGCCAGCGGCUGCUGGACGUCCACGACCAGGAGGAGUUCAUGCAGCUGGUCGUCAGUCACACCGAGGCGCUGGCCGCCGACCCGGCAGAACCCCCUCACAUCGAGCCGGAGCCUUUGGAGGACGAGAAGCUGUGCUCCUUCGGCGUCGGAGUGGUGUCCGACCUGCGCAGAAGGGCUGGCUUCUAUCUGCAGGACUACAUCGACGGAAUUGUUGGGAACAAAUCGCUUCAAAAGACGAUUUCGACUACAUUUUUCCUUUAUUUCGCCUGUAUUCUGCCGUCAAUCGCCUUCGGAGUGCUCAACGACCACAACACGGACGGCAAAAUCGAUGUGAAAAAGGUUAUCAUCGGCCAGGCGGCCGGCGGCCUGUUUUUCUUUGUGUUUGGCGGCCAGCCUCUGAUGGUGUUGCUCACGACGGCGCCGCUCGCUAUCUACAUCAAAAGUGAGUGGACCAAGGCUCUAUAUACCAGGUAGGUUCAUUAGGGAUUUUUUUUUACGUUCCCCCUACCGGCCCCGGAUGACGUCACUGGGAUGCUCCCGCCGCGGCCGGCCUAUGUAUAGAGCAUUACUACGGGCUUUCCGGUGGCAUUUUUUCGUGUUAUAACGCCCAAAAAGCUUUAAAAAAAACUUUUCGCACGAGAAAUUGAAAAUAUGUCGCAUUUUAAAGUGAGUAAUAGUGAUAAAAGGUCACGUUCAGGAAGAGCGGGCCGAAACCAGCGAGGCUUGUAUGGGUCCCAGGGCGCAGGGCUAUGGAGUCGGGACCGGACUUUUGAAUCGGAUUGUCGGAGUCGAACUGGAGCCGUAAUCGGAGUCGGAGUCGAUUUUGGAAGUCGGAGCAGGAGUCAGAGUCGAAGUCACCAAAAAUUCAUCGGUUCCGCAGAUUGCGGAGCUGCAGGGCUGCGAAGUCUGAGCCGGAAUUGGUCAGAAUAGACAGUUCUGCCCGGACCGGAGUAGGAGUCGGAAUUAGUUUUUGGAACUAGGAGUCGGGAGUCACCGAAAUUACAUCGACUCCGCUGCCCUCCUAGUGCGCUCAGGACGGAUGCACUUAAAUUGCAUUGCUGAAAAAAAUCGAAUAAACAUUGCCACUAAAUAUUAUAAGUUUCACUUAAAGGGACCCUCCCACCUUCAAAAAAGUUAAUGAAUUGGCACGAAAGUGAUGUCGCUCGGUUCAGAAAGAGCGAAAACGAAUAUCUACCAAAUUUCAUCGAAAAAUAUUCACCGGUUUUCAAGAUAUUAGACUUUUACUUUUGUUUACUUUUUGGGAUCUCCGCUGUUCCUAGCGACUUUAUUUGAAAGUGCGGCAUUUGUUGCGCGCAAAGCAGCAUAUACCACCGCGUGCUACCAAACGUUUUAGUAAAAGAUUUAAAAAUCGUUAGAUCUCCGCUGACGUCACAAAUUCUAAGGGGGCAUACCAAUGCACUAGCCCCUUAGAAUCCGAAAACUGCAAGUUUGAAAUUCCAUAUCUCCGAAUUAAAGCAUUUGUCGAUGUUGUGAGUGCCGAAACCGGUAUUUAUCCGUCGCCGCCCUCGCGCUUGCAAAAAACAUUGUCAUAGUGUGUAACGGGGCUGUAUUUUGUCCGUUUUUUGGAGAGGUGGAACAGCCCAGUACAGAGAGCACACAGCAUUAGCACCGCCUAAAGCAAGAUAAACGAACAAGGCACAGGAGGCGUUGGGGUGGCGGCGGGCGAACAACGACUUUUUUGCUGGCUCUGCGUCGCCUGUCGCUGCGUCAACUGCGGGUGCGGCGGCGCCGCCGCGCCGGCUCAGCCGCCGCAGGUUGACAAGCGCUUAAGUUGGCGACGACCGAUAAAAGUCUUUAUACGCCGUUGGCGCAUAAAUUGCCAUUUAUCCGUCGCCGCCCUCGCGCUUGCAAAGGGGCACUAGCGAAGGAAAUACUUUGAGAAAUGCAGUGAGGGCGGUACGACACUAGGAACUCGUGGGAGCAUCGUAAACCGACAUACUAUGCCAAAAGCAGAGUGAAUAAAAGCACAUUAUCAUGUGAGGUGGACAGAUGCAGGGUGGUCAUUUGGAAUAGAUGUAAAGGCAAUUGGAAACAUCAGCCAUGUUGGAAGCGAACAGGGCAAAAGCAAAACCAAACGCACCUAUCGAACCACACGGUGUGACAUUGUAUCUGUAUCGCAGUCAGUCCUCAGCGUCAAAAGCCGGCUAAGAGGAGAUGCCCAAAGUAUACACCUUCGCGGACCGCCGACCAGCUGAGCUGGAUCAUGCUCACGGGCCACACCAAAGACAGUAACGCGCACGGCGGAAGCGGCAGCCAGAAACAGUUGUUAUAUCGUACCAACGAUAGGGGCCGGACCGACCACCCACGGCGUGAUACUUAUGAGCUAGCUGACCGCAGCCCCGCCGGUACAAGCUGUUAGGAAGCCUUUACGCAAGAAGCCGAUCGUGGUGUGAGAGAAGCUGACCGAGCUCGACCGGCAACACCUAUUAGUGAAUAUGUGUCCGGAAUUCGUAACUCGCCGCUAGAAUUAUUUUCGGUCGCAGUAAAGUUGACAAUGUCUCCAACUUGCAAAAAAAAAAAAAAAAAAAAAAAAAAAAGAACAAAACUCGGGUGGUUGUCCCCGCGCGGUAUGUCCGAAUUCCACACCCUUGUCCUCACAUAGGUACAAAGUCCUACAGCGCCGAGAACCCGAGCAACUAGCAAUCCUGUUCGUCGCUAAUAGCGCUAUCCCCGCGAGAGACAAUCCAGGCAAGCUCACCUCCUCCAUCUUCCCCGUCCGCGGCUGGAAACGGGCAAGCGGCGGUUCGGCUAUCGCGCUGCAGCUCUGCUGAACAGCCUGCCACCUCACCUGUCGCAGCUGCCUCUCGCCGUGAGUAAAUGUGCAAUGUUCUGAAUGAUUAGAUAAGCAACCGCGGAUAUGGAUUCUGAGCAGUAAUCGCCACGCACGUUGUAUGUGGAUCGCUCUGAAAUAUAAAUACGAUGCAAUACAAACAAUACAAUAUCAUCCGCACUGUAUGGGCUUAUCGCUGCCAACCGGCAGAGACGAGCUCACCGCUGCUCCGCCGUAAAUGUCGAUUAUCUCACCAGGACGGUAGACUCCAUUGGAAUGAAUCUGUUCAGCUGCAUGUAGACGAAUGAAGAAAUAAAGAGUGAACACGCACGGUUGCGGGACCCGAACAUACGCAACCCGCCCCGGAAACUCGAAGGCGAGACCAAACCCCGCCAUUCCGGAAGAUAUCAGGGCGGGAACAGCCUCCGCCAUACCGGGAAUAUACCAGGGUGGGAACAGCCUCCACCAUUCCGGGAAUAGACCAGAGCGGGAACAUU